Achroia grisella is the source of this 1622-nucleotide messenger RNA. RefSeq names its product protein singed wings 2 (gene swi2). The transcript has 9 exons. Gene Ontology annotation, molecular function: protein binding. Lineage: Eukaryota; Metazoa; Arthropoda; Insecta; Lepidoptera; Pyralidae. The record is from RefSeq and is a predicted model, not a curated record. Bases 1 to 1515 code for a protein of 504 amino acids.
AUGUCAUUAUUGAGAUACGUCUUAUUUGUAAAGCAGUUAGACAUAAUUACGGCGACUAAAGAUAACUUGGUGUUAAAUGACCAGCAGAGAACUAUUAUUGACAUAUCUAAUAAAUGGACACACGCAGUAACACAACAAGUUAUACUAUUAAGCCUUGUAACGGCGGUCACUCCGGACUUGCACCAGCUUAGAAACAAUACAAAUUAUUUUAUGAAUAAUCCCUGUUCAAUAGUAAAACAUACUGGCGGUCAUUGCGAACUGAUUAGUUUUAAACUCACCUGCCGAAAUGGAUUUACUCAAGAAUGGUUGAAUGGAGUCAUGUACGAUAUAUUGCAUUUACGUGUAAUUGGAUGGCCUGGCAAAUGUUUCAAUAUAGGUCGCCUUCAAGAACGUUUUCCUAACUUAAGAAACUUCGAGUUAAUUAACUGCACAAAGCUGAAUUCUUUCAAAGGAAACUUCGAGGCGUCAACCAGAAUAGAGAUCUUAGCAGUACACGGACUUACAUCCUUAUGGGAAAUACCACCAGAAAUCGUCAAAAAUAUGAAAGAACUACGGAUUAUAGACCUAAGAGGAAAUUUGUUGAGACACAUUAAACCUGAACUCUUAAGAGGAAAUAAAUUGCAAGAAGUUUACUUAAGCGACAAUAAAUGGGAUUGCUCUGAUGGUGGUCUGGAUUGGUUGGCGAUGGAACGUGACAAUAACACACUUAGAAAACGUAUCGUAGAUUACUACGACUUAAUGUGCCAUCAAAAACUGUACAUGGGGAAGCCGCUCCACAAAGUUAUGGAUAUUAUAUGGAAAAUUCGGCAUACAUGUCCAGUGCCGUGUGCGUGCAUGAUGACGCACGUUGUGUCUGAUGCAGCCGGUACAGUCAUACCACUGAUCACAGUCGACUGCGCAGGAAGACGACUAGACCAGCCACCAGCGAACCUUCCGCCUAGCACUACCACACUGCGACUAGAAGGCAAUAAGAUAAGCACCAUAAGAAGUAUAAUUCAGAAUCAUGAAUACCAGAAACUAGCUGAUCUGUACCUGGAUAAUAAUAGCAUAUCAGCGGUGAAAGAACUUGAGGGAUCGGAGUGGUUCAUGACAUUUCGUGUACUCAGCCUCCGUGGGAACAUGUUAAAACAGAUCCCUGUAUAUGCUUUUGACAAAGCGUUUCAAGCAAAUAAUAAUAUAAUGCACGUAUUCCUGGGCCGCAAUCCGUGGAGAUGCGACUGCCAUUUUAUACCUCGAUUUCAAAGUUUACUCCUCAAGUACAAGAGAGUCAUUCGCGAUCUGCCCGACAUAAGAUGUUCGAAAUCCAAUGACAAAACAACAUCGUUAAUGCAGAUUAGCACCAUGCCCCUCGGUCGUGUUUGCAAUGACGAUGUAGAGAUGCCGAUAAGUCCAAUCAAUAUAGCUAACUUAGUUUUAUUAGGUCUCAUAAUAUUAAUUAUGGUCAGGUUCCUUUACGACUGGCAUAAUUUUAAAACAACUGGAAAAUUGCCUUGGUUAUCCUCUAUACUACCCUAAUAAGUUUAAUUCAUGCAAUUGAGGUCGGCGACAGGCUGUACUUAUUGACCUAGCUAUCAGUUGAUAGAAGCUGGUGUUCCUAAAGGGGGUGUUAUAUUUCUAUUGAU